Molecule: messenger RNA, 2255 nt
Organism: Plutella xylostella (diamondback moth)
Lineage: Eukaryota; Metazoa; Arthropoda; Insecta; Lepidoptera; Plutellidae
Gene: Mtnr
Product: melatonin receptor-like
Biological process (GO): G protein-coupled receptor signaling pathway
Cellular component (GO): plasma membrane
Molecular function (GO): G protein-coupled receptor activity
Source: RefSeq, a predicted model, not a curated record
AAAAAAUAGGCAUCAUUUAUCUAUUGUUACUUGAUUAUUUUUUUUAGUUUCAGAAACGACUAGUAAUGCUUCAAUACAUGUCAUGGGCCACUACAACAUCUUUGGACCCGUAACCGUCCUGUUACUGUCCGCAUUCUCUGCAGCGAUGGGAAUCUUGUGCAAUUCAUUCCAUGUCACGGCCUUCUUUUUAAGAAGUCACCGUGUCGACCAGUUGUUCCAGUGUUUCUUGGGGGCCUCUGACCUGUCCGUAUCAUCUAUCCCAGCUUUCACCAUAUUGUACUACCAGCUGUCAAAACGCAGAGACAUUUUCGGGAUAUCAAAGAUACCACAAUUCGUCGUCACGGCCGGUUUUUACUCAUACAACUUGUUUAUUACCCUGACUUCAGCGGAAAUCUACUUCCAGAUCAAAUACUACUCGAAAACGUUCCGUGUGUUUACUAAAGUCCGAAGUGUCGUUGCUUCAGUGUUGGCGGUGAUCACGAGUGUCACAGUUGCUGCCAUCGGAACCUUCUUGGACCUGGACUACGGUCGCACCGCCCUGGAGACCCACACUGGAAAUUACUUUUAUAGAUUCAUUACUAACACUGUGUUUUGUUUUAUUCCUUUUAUGUUGACAUGCUCUAAUAUAUUCAAUUCAUUCCGCCUCAUGAAAAGAAGAAUGGAAAUCGAAAAGUAUUAUACAAAAUCCCAAACUUAUAUCAACAAUCGGUCUACUAUGGAAAUUAUUAUGAUAUGUUACGGAACUUUCUUAUUAUUCUGGAUACCUUACAUGAUAAUUGUUAUAUUCUAUCCGGAUUCAUCGGACUUGACUUAUUAUUCAGUGGCGUUGGUGGGAGUGCUUCGUUCCGUAUGUUGUACCUUUUUAACAACUUUUAGAGACGGUACUUUUCGACAAUCUUACAGUCACAUCUUCCAGUACGUAUUUUUCAAAAUCAACAUCGGUCACCACCAUAAUAGGCGCAGGAGGAACGCCGUCAUAAUUCUCAAUCAGGCACGGGAGGGCGCAUCACAACCUCGUACCCCUGAGCAUUCAUUCCCGGUAAACGCUACUCUCAAUGAAAACGAAAGUGCUGAGACUUCAUCAAGGUUUAUACGAGAUCCAUGAGAUACGGCUAGGUGUCCUAAUAGGACAAACUUCAGAGUCGUUUACAAGCCCGAUAAAACUGAUUACGACGAUGAAGCUCCGCUGACCAACGAAAUAGCCGUUGAAGUCCAUACAACGCGAUCUCCUACGCGACCGGAUUCACCUCGACCAUCGCCUUCGCCCCGACCGUCGCCUUCGCACCGACUAUCGCCUUCGCCCCGACUAUCGCCUUCGCCCCGACUAUCGCCUUCGCCCCGACUAUCGCCCCGACCCCCGUCUUCGUACCGACCCCAACGCCCUAAAUCACCGAGGCCAGAUUCCCCCCGGCCCUCGCCGUCCCGUCGGUCACCUCGCCCCGCCACCCUGUCCAUUGAGUCGCCCGACCUGGCUACACCUGCUCCGCUACCCGUUCCUGAUCCUCUGCAGAUCGCUACUCCACGGCCACUCGCACGACCUACUCUGAGCAAUUUGGACGAAAUUAUCGUUGAGUAUCAGUUAUCCGUUAGCCGGCCCUCACCAUCGGAAAGGCCAGCUUCAUCUCCUGAUGAAAGGCCGUUCAAGUCUUUCUGACUCUGGAUCAAUCGACUACGAUCGUUGUCUCUAUUUUCAAAACAUGUUAACACGGCAACUUUCUCCACCAUUUCUGAAACGGCCUUCCCUCAAGAGUUAAACCCAGGGCCUAAAAGGGUAUUGCCUACCAUUAAACACGAGGUAUUUGAUGUAAUUCACGAGCAUAGUGUUGUUGAGAAGCGAUUUAGAAAACGCGCGCCGCCCCUCGACUUGUGUGUGAUUUGUGGCGGCGACACCAGCACCCUCGCUCGCGGGCCGGAUGAUCCCUCUUUCUCUGUUUCUGGCAUAGCUGUGUCCCCUUGCAACUGUUGGGAGUUUACCGAACCACCGAAAAGACAACGAUAUUCUAGAUCAUACUUUAAUAAAUCUAACGUUAGGAAAGAUAAAACCACUUACUUGUAAAUGGUUCUAUCAUAUUUACAAUGUUAAUGUAGGUAUAAGGUCAACCGGAAUAUAUAUUUUUGUCUUACCAAGAUAUACCCGACAUACCUACAUAUAUAUUAUUAUAAUAUAUUUGUAAAUUUUACCUAGAAUCCAAAAACUCCGAUAUAUAUUAUACGAGAGGUGCGGAAUAUUUUCAUAUAUAGGUACAUUAUAUAAU